Botrytis fragariae is the source of this 1296-nucleotide messenger RNA. Its product is annotated as putative riboflavin transporter mch5 protein. Lineage: Eukaryota; Fungi; Ascomycota; Leotiomycetes; Helotiales; Sclerotiniaceae. Gene Ontology annotation, biological process: transmembrane transport. The record is from RefSeq and is a predicted model, not a curated record. The transcript is spliced from 4 exons. Gene Ontology annotation, molecular function: transmembrane transporter activity. Gene Ontology annotation, cellular component: fungal-type vacuole membrane. Bases 1 to 1296 code for a protein of 431 amino acids.
AUGCCCGAAAACAAGGACUUAGAAUCAACAAAUGCCUCAACACUAGCUUUGGAUAGCAACGUGGCAAUGAAGACUGAUGAAGCCACUGACGUACGAAAAGAAGCGGGUUUAGCAACUUGGUUAACAGUUGUGGCUCUAUUCAUCGCUGUCAUGAAUACAUGGGGUAUGAUUAUCUCAUUUGGUGUUUUUCAAACCUACUAUGUGUCGACAUUAAAUCAAUCACUCUCGGAUAUCGCAUGGAUUGGUUCGAUAGCUGUGUUCUUCCUCUUCUUCAUGGGCAUCAUUAGCGGCCGUCUCACAGAUGCAGGAUAUCACCGCAUCACAACACUCAUUGGUACGAUUCUGGUUGUGUUGGGAACUUUCACGACCUCUAUAUCCAAGACAUAUUGGCAAAUCUUUCUAGCCCAGGGAGUUUGUACUGGACUAGGUAACGGGUUUCUCCUCACACCUAUGUCAACCAUUGUCGCCAGUCAUUUUAGGAAAAAACUUCCGCUAGUUAUGGGAAUAGCGUCCUGUGGGAGCGUAACUGGAGGUCUAAUUUACCCUAGUAUGGUGCGAACACUCCUGCCAACAAUAGGAUUUGGAUGGACUUUGAGAGCCAUUGGUUUCAUACAAGCAGGGACUUUGGCAAUUGCACUGGUUUCUGCAAAACCCAAAUCAAUCUCCAAGAACACAGGUCCAAUCAUCGAUUUGAUGGUCUUCAAAGAACCCGCGUUUACUUUACUUCUCGUUGGGUCAUUUUUUGCUUUCCUAGGUGUCUUUUUCCCAUUCUUCUUCUUGAGUUCUUAUGCGCGGGAGAAACAAGGAAUGUCAUAUGAAGACUCUCUCAAUCUUACGCUCAUUUUGAACGGCAUAGGAUUUGCGGGUCGCUUGCUACCCAGUGUACUUGCCAGGUUCUUCGGAACUUUGAAUGUAUUCAUUGGAAUGGUAUUUUUUUCUGCGGUUUGUAUGUUUACUUGGAUACCGGUUCAUUCGACAACAGGGUUGUACGUAUGGACUGCUUUCAAUAGUAUGGCUGUAGGAGGAGUUCAAUCACUUUCAUUAGCUGUAGUACCUGUUAUCACUACAGACAUGUCAAAGAUUGGAGCGCGAUUAGGAAUCGUCUUCACAGCUAUUGGAAUUGGAGCGUUAAUUGGUUCUCCAAUCUGUGGUGUUAUUAUUGCUUCAAAUGACGGAUCGUAUACUGGAGCACAAGCUUUUUCUGGAGGUGUAUUGGUUUUAGGAGGCUCAAUCAUGAUCGGAGCACGAGAGGCCCAAAGACAAGAAAUUCAUAAUGACGUCUGGGCAAGGAUAUAA